Molecule: messenger RNA, 1034 nt
Organism: Adelges cooleyi (spruce gall adelgid)
Lineage: Eukaryota; Metazoa; Arthropoda; Insecta; Hemiptera; Adelgidae
Exons: 2
Coding region: 101-640 (179 amino acids)
Source: RefSeq, a predicted model, not a curated record
GUAUUACAAUAAUUAUUGUUAGAGUAACAUCGUACGUCGUUUAAUUAACAGUUUGUUUCAGUGGAUUUGGCACUUAAGUCCCUCGCGUAUCUUCGAAAACAUGAAUUUGACCAGACCUGCAAUGCAAUUUAUUACUUUGGCUAUGUACGUACUCGUCGUUUCCCAAAACGUACUAGGCGAUGAAGUCACGCGAGCAAAUGAUACCACUGAACAGUCGUUCACAGACAAACUGACCGGGUUAGUGGCCAGUGUCAAGCAGCAAGCGUCAGAGACAUUGGACAAUCUUCAGGCAGGCACGGUUUUAAACAAAUUGCCAGCCCAAGUAACCGACGGCUUGCGAAAUACAGAGAAUAAGCUAAUAGGAGAUGACGCUCUAAAUCGUUUGGAAUCCUCAAAGCGGGAGACCGUGGCCAAGGCCAAAAAGAUGAUGGACGAAGCUUUAUUGAAACUGAAAUCUACGGUUGAACAACUGAAAAUCAAACAUUCCGACGGCGAUGAUGUAACAAACACGUUGGACACGCUUCUAGAGAAGAUUGAAAUCGACGGAAAAGCGGCUUUCGAUUAUACAUCUAAUGUGCUCAACGAGACGGCACAAAAGGCUAAGGCUGCAGUAGAAAAAGCACAGAAGUCGAGCGUCUAAAUUUGAACUACAGUACAUCAAAACAAUGCACAAUAAUUAGACGUUGCAAAUAUGAAAUAACAUUUUGUUAUUACACUUGUCUGUAUUUUAUUAAUAACUGUUAAUUAGUUGUACAAUUAUAAAAUAUACAUGUUUAACUUUUAAGUUGUUUUGAUAAUACUAUUUUUUUUUAUUAAUAAAUUUUAGUUUAUAAGAUUGAAACUAAGAGUAUAUAAAUUUGUGUUUUGUUUAACCACAUCUAAAUUGUAAUUGAUUGAUCGCUUAUUAACAAGGGUACACGUGUAAUGUUAAAUUUUUAGAGGAGCUCUAAGUUAUUCUGAAUGAGUUUUUUUCAUUUGUAUCCCUAACCUUUCAUAUCCAAAAUAAAUAAAUGUAUAUCUACAGAAAUAAUUUG